Lachancea thermotolerans CBS 6340 is the source of this 543-nucleotide messenger RNA. It is a transcript of the gene ZIM17, whose product is annotated as Zim17p. The transcript has a single exon. Gene Ontology annotation, molecular function: zinc ion binding; protein-folding chaperone binding. Gene Ontology annotation, cellular component: mitochondrion. Lineage: Eukaryota; Fungi; Ascomycota; Saccharomycetes; Saccharomycetales; Saccharomycetaceae. Gene Ontology annotation, biological process: protein stabilization; protein folding; protein import into mitochondrial matrix. The coding region runs from base 1 to 543 and encodes 180 amino acids. The record is from RefSeq and is a predicted model, not a curated record.
AUGUUAAGAACCUUUAGCCGCCGUCUCUUCGCGCCAGGCUCUAGAAUAUUUUGCUCGAGCCUGGUGCAGCCGAGAUCCCUGCCGCUGAUGGGGGCUUCACGCUUAAUCUCUUCAAAAGCCAUAUUGAAGAACGAGCAAAAGAAGAACGCGGAUAAAACCAAACUUGGCACUCUCAAAGUGGAUAAGCCGCAAUUGAUGAUCGCUUUUACCUGCAAAAAGUGCAACAACAGAUCUUCGCACACUAUGUCAAAGCAGGCCUACACCAAGGGAACGGUUCUUAUCCAAUGUCCAGGGUGCAAGAGCAGACACUUGAUCGCAGACCACCUUAAGAUCUUUUCUGAUGACCAUAUAACUGUAGAGGAUAUCAUGAAUGCUAAGGGUGAGUCAGUCUCUUCAACCACAGAUGACCUGGCAUUCGAAGACAUACCUGAGAAACUCAAAAGUGUAAUUGGGCAUUAUGCAAAGAACGCACCCAGUGAAAUGAAGCAGAAACUCGACAACGAAAGCGUGCAUGCCCUGCCUCACAAAAACGAGACGAAUUAA